This is a messenger RNA of Pectinophora gossypiella (pink bollworm), 971 nucleotides long. RefSeq lists its product as uncharacterized. The transcript has 5 exons. The coding region runs from base 207 to 950 and encodes 247 amino acids. NCBI's taxonomy places the organism in Eukaryota, Metazoa, Arthropoda, Insecta, Lepidoptera, Gelechiidae. The record is from RefSeq and is a predicted model, not a curated record.
AUAAAUAAGUUAAAUGGAAAAAGAAAUGCAAUGCACCUUUUCGUCAUUAGUAGGUAAUUAGAUAAUGACAGAUACUUAUCGUAGUAUUCGAUUUUGUUAAUGGGUAUCCUUUUAGUAUAAAUUGGGCAAACAUUUUUAUUUGGGAUCAGUAGAUAUUAAGAUCCUUUUAGUCACAGUAGAUACCAGUAAACUUGCAAUUGUACACUAUGGAAUUAUUUUAUUGUGUUGUGUUUUUCACCCUAUUUGUAGCAGGAUCGAGCGAGUACAUAUUCACACCUGCUUACUCUUGCAAGAACAAUUCUUCAGAAUGUCUGAAGGAUUCUAUCCAAGCCGCGUUACCCAGUUUUGUAAAAGGCGAUCCCUCCCUGGGCACUGAACCUUUGGACCCUUUCAUCAUAAGAAAAUUAUCUCUAAAAUUGCCUGGCAACUUGGAUUUGGAAUUUAGACAAGGCUCCUCUAAAGGUCUCAAGAAAUGUGUCAUCGAUUCUGCUAGGAUGGUGAAGGAUACUUUAGAUCUCCAGUUCCAUUGCAGCUUGGUUAUCAAGGGGAAGUACAAGUCAUCAGGGCGGCUCCUCAUGUUCGCCAUCGAUGGGGAUGGUGACUCUACGAUCAAAUGCAAGAACAUCAAGAUCCAGUUCUUGGCCAAGCUGGGAUCGGCGGUGCAAGAUGACGGCAAGAGACAUUUAGAAAUCAGAGCGUUCAAGUCAUACCACUCGUUCGAGGGCCAAGUCUUCUACCGCAUGACUAACCUUAUCAAGGGAAACCCGCAAAUAAGUAAUUUGAUAGUAGACUUCAUGAAUCAAAACUGGCGUAUGGUAGCUCAAGAGUUUGGAAAACCGAUUGUGGAUUUUGGUAUAUCAUGUAUUUUGAAAAAUGUUAAACAGCUGUUUAAAGCUGUUACGCAGGAGCAACUAAUUGGAAUAACAAAUGUUUUUGAUACUGAAUCAUAAUAAAAUAUAAACAAUAUUAAA